AUGGCGGUGAUGGCAGUCCCACCUCACACUCCAUGUGCCUCCUACCAAACAUUAGACGUGACAUUCUUGAAUACCAGUUGUGAGUCAACUAUUACAUUCGCCGUUGAUAACGUCAAUGGCUAUGAUUCAAUCGAGUUCAGUCCACAAUUGAUCACAACAUCAUUUUUGAACUACUCGAGUUUCAUCAUCUACUCCACCGUCACACCGGGCAUGUACAACUUGACGGCCACCAAGGGCAAGUGCAUCAUGCACACCAUGCUCGAGAUUGCCGUGCCCUCCAUCGUCAUCACCCAGCCAAAGUGCUUUGGCGGCCCACUCAAGAUCAACGUCACUGGCUACAUUGGAGACGUCGCCUACCAUGUGGACAACGCCGACCCCGAGACCCACAAUGGAUCAUUCGUCUUUGAGAACGUAUUGUCCAGUGCCAUCUACCACUCGCUCAACAUCAGGAUUCCAAACUCUCCCUUUCCACAAUGCUCCGUGCCCUUCAACUACGACCCAACCGCCAGCAUUGCCCCCAAGUUAGUCAUCACCCCACCCUUGUGCACCCUGGACACUGGAAUGAUCGCUGUGACCAACUUUGCCGAGUUCACCUCGCUCACACUCAAGAUUGGUGAUGGUAUGAACAUUACUGCGACCGCAGCUGGUGUGUUUGAGGACCUUAACUUGCCUAAUGGUUCCCCCAACUCAUUCGUGAUCUAUGCCGUGUCUGCCCAGUGCUCGCACACGAUUGUCUACCCUGGCAUUCUCCUCCCCAGGAUGCCAUCCUUGCACUUGAGCUCCAGAUCCUUGCCCUGCAACAACACUUAUGGUCUCCACACGUUCACCAACAAUGAUGCUGGCCCCUUGCCCUUCACCAUGGCCCUCCAAGACAGUCCAAUUCUACUCGGUGUUGAGUACGCCAUCCCCAGAGGCAGAUUGCCCGUCACCUUCUCUGGCUGCCAUGACCCAAUCUUCUACGACUUUAGAAACUACUUCAUGCCAGUGACCCACACCAUUGGAGAAAAAGGCCAGUACCCGACUUGUGAUGACCACGCAAUCGCCACCGUCUCCUACCCCGGCGACUACGCCAACUUGAACGUCUCUCCCAACCCCCUCGACUCGAACCAUCAGAUCAGUGUAUUCAAACAAGAGGAGUACACUGCAACGUCCCAAUGCUAUGCCCUGACCAGCUACUUUGGCUACCCAACCUAUGGCCCCAACUACAUAAUCAACUCCACCGACUUCACCUGCGUUGGCGUGUACCAAGUCACCGUGUUGAACUACGAGAUGUUCGACUCAAUCUCCAUCAGCAACGUCGUCACCACCAUCAAUGCUGUCAAUGGAGUGAUGGAUGGACUGUACCAGUCUGCAGGCUGGGUCCUAACCACCGUUGAGAAGGGAUGCACCGGUGCCUCCACCCAACAAAACUCAGUCAAACUCCCAAGUGUAGCAAUUGAUGAAUCCUUAGUCACCUAUGAGGUUUCCAACGUCACUCAAGCACCUGGCGCCACAUGUCUCUCUGACUACUCUGCCACCAUCCAUCCAGUCUACAAGGGUGUCAAGUCCUUGGUAGGCACUUUCAUUCAAUUCAACAACUCCAACAAGGGCUUCGUCCAUCAGGUUGCCUUUGCAACCCAACAUUGCAUCCCUCAGCCCUUUACCUACAACACCCCAGCCCCUGCAAAUAAUGCAAAGGCCACUGUUAUUGAGCAUGCCAAGUGUUUGCAAACAUAUGGAUUGGUCAACAUAACCUUUGCUGAUAUGUUGUACACUUUAUCGUUCAAUGGCACAGGCGUGCCAGUACUGCCAUACGGCACACCAUAUAAGAUGCCCGUCGGUACCACCACCAUUCAUCUGAUCUACGACCAAUCAUUCGAUUGUGAGGAGACCAUCUCUGUGACCAUCAACCCAAUCGACACCACCACCGUCUUCCGCCUCAACAUCACUCCACAAGAUUCGUCCAACUGCAGUAAUCCCUCUGCCAGGAUCUCGUUCACCAACCCAUGGUCCGAGUUCAACUGGGCCACCAUCGAAGGCGAGGGCCCCAUUUUCUUUGACAACGCCACUGGUGUGUGCGUGACCGGAUCGACCAGGACUACACUCAAGUUUGAUCACAAGACCUGUGGCGAGGGCCAGUUUGCCGAGUCCAUCGUAGUCCCCACCGACAACCAUGUAACAAUCUCCUACAAGCCCAUCUACAAGUCCAGUUGCGCCAGUCCAAUCGACAGCAACACCAACGCUGGCUCAUUGUCCAUCGUGCACAACAAUGGCAUGAACAUCACAGCCGACAAUGUGUAUGGUACCACCGAUUUUAACCUCAUGUACAACAGGGAGACUGGUCUGAUGUAUGGCUUGCCACCUGGCAACCUCAGCGCCACCGUCCAGAUGGGCUACUGCAACUGGAACUUCAACUAUGUUCAGAAGUUUGACACCAAGCCAGUCUUCAAGGUCAACAUCAUCCAGAUGCCAACCGCUGGAAUGUACAAUGGUAUUGCCCAGAUUGUCAUGUUGCGUCAGGAUAUCUACAUCGUGUCCGUCCAGGCUUCCAGCGGCUACUCCACCGCCGACCGCAGCCAGAUCAUCGGAUGGAACUACUCCCCAGAGAGCCCCAUCAUGACAUUCUCCUUGCUCGAGUUUAGAGGAUGUCGCUACCAAUACAGCGUCAACCUGACCAGCCAAGUCACUAUCACUGAGCCAAGGUACACGAUCACCCCGCCAACUCAGUGUGGCGACAGAAUGUUCAAGGUCCAGUUCGAUCAGUUGAGUUUGCAGACCUUUGAGAUCUUUGCCGCCGUGACUGUCCCAGAUGUCAAUGGAGUGGUCUUGGUCGAUGUGUCCAACAAUGACAUGUCGCUCAGGUACCGACCCAGGUCCAACCCAUUCUUGCCACCAAUCGAGUCCAGUAUCCAUGAGUUGCAAUUCUGGAUGUCAUCAUUUGGCUCGCCCAACGUCCAGUACACCAUCACCCCCGAGACAUGCUAUGGCGCAAGGGAUGGAAUGGUCACAAUCUUCAACACUGACCCAUCGCUCAUCUAUGUGCUGUUCGACACCGAGUCAGACUACCAAGCCGACACUUUGACCGGUGAGAACACAGUCAAAUUCAGAUUCCUCACCAAUGGCCAAUACCAAGUGUCCAUCUUCAACUCCACCAACUCAUACUGUGUGAAAAACUUUGUGGUCCAGAUCCUUGCCAACGAGCCAUCGCUGGUCAUAGCCGCGCCAAACAUCUGUGACAAGAACAAAGCCUCUUCAUCCAUCUCGCUCAGCGUCCUGCCCGCCACCCUCAGCGCCACCUACACAAUCAACGGCAACAACGUCUCAGCUGUCACCAACAACGUCGCCCCAGGUACCUACACUGUUGUGGCCACCAUCUCAUCAGGUGUUUGCUCGCGUAUUCUCAACCAAAAGGUGGUGAUCAAGCAGAAGUACCUCAACACGGACCAGACCAUCUCGUUCCAAUGUGGACAGCUCACUUUCUACCUGCCAUCACAUCCCGAGGGUUAUGAUCAUUUGACCUUGAUGAACAGCAAGAACCAGGCUGUCUCUGUUGACAUUGCCACCAGUUCCUUCUUCAACUAUAUUAACCUCGACACUGAUUCAUACCGUGUGGUGACCACUGAUCUUACUGGAUGCCAGGUGUCCACCGCUCCAGUCCAAGUGACAUCAUGCAAUCCACCACCAGCCACCACCUCGUCCACGACAUCCACCUCAACAACCGGACAAUCUACGACCACUUCCACAACCACCUCAGAGUCAUCGACCACAACCACCACUGGCACUCCAACCACGACAACUUCGACAACGACUACUGGCACCACCACAGGACUCAACAGCUCAUCAAGAAUCAAUAUUCCCGCACUCCUUCUGGUCAUUGCGGCCCUGUCAUCAAUCAUCCUAUUCUAA
Molecule: messenger RNA, 3885 nt
Organism: Acytostelium subglobosum LB1
Lineage: Eukaryota; Evosea; Eumycetozoa; Acytosteliales; Acytosteliaceae
Exons: 2
Coding region: 1-3885 (1294 amino acids)
Source: RefSeq, a predicted model, not a curated record